CUUCAUAAGUAUACCAUUCAUUGGAACGAAAUACUUACGAUUUUUUAUUAACAAUUUUUAUUAUGGCGAUCAUGUCUGACGGCAAAACUCGUAUGAGUAAUAUGUCAGAUAUGGAUAAUUUUCAAUUACCUAUAGAUGUAAUUAUACAUAUAUUAUCAUAUUUGUCUACAUCUGAUAGAAUGUCAGCAGGAUUAGUUAAUCAAACAUGGCAUGAAGCAUCUCUUGCCAUGAAAUUUUUGGAUCAAGAAGAAUUAGUACUUGGUCGACCACAUGCAGAUAAUUUAAAUGAAGUAAUAGAACUUCUACAACAUUCUACAAGACCAUUUUAUCACUUUGUUUUUCGAGAAGUAGAAUUAAAAAGGAAUAUGCCUAUUUGGGAUCAAUAUGGACCUCAUAUGAAAAGUCUAGUAUUGUUAUGUUGUGAUUUAAGUGAAAAAACACUUGUAGAAAUUUUUAAAUGCUGUAAGUCUUUAAAAAUAUUACGCAUUAAUGCUUGUAGAGAAUGUCUAAUGUCUGGUAGGCUUCUAGAAGAUGAGAAUGAUAUAAAAGAACUCUCAGAAACAUUUAAAAAUGUCCAAGAACUUAGUCUUGGUUAUAAUCGUUUUCUAAGUGAUGCUCUUUUUAAUAGACUAGUUGCUAUUUGUCCAAAUUUGGAAUCUUUAAGCCUCAUAGGCUGUCAAAUAUCUUUCCAUUAUGGAUUGUAUAAAAAAUUUUACCCUCAAAAUAUCAGUUUUUCUGAGGCUUCAAAAUCAAUUUUAACUUUUUUAAAUACAUUACAAUAUCUUAAGCAACAAGCACAUAAAUUGAAACAUCUAAAUUUUGGUUAUACUUUGAUUGAUGGAAAUGCUUUAGCUACUUUGUCAGCUUUACAAGAUCUAAAAUUGGAAUCUCUGAUGUUACAAAGUUGUUAUCAAUUAACUAUAGAAGGCAUUAAAGGAUUAACACAAUAUCAAACUUAUUUGAAAAUUCUUGAUAUCAGUUUCUGCGUACGUAUUACAGAUGCUAGUUUACUUUGCAUUUGUAAAAACUUAACAAAAUUGGAAACGCUCAGAAUAAAACGAUGUCGUGCUGUAACUGAUAUUGGUAUAAAAUAUAUUAAAUUAUUAAAAAAUUUACAAGAACUCGAUAUUUCGGAAGAUGAAUUACUUACCGGUGAUUGUAUUACUCAUGGUCUUUGUUCUGGUUAUAAUAUAGAUGACAAUAAUAUAGAACAAAACAUUGAUUCUGAAAAUAUUAAUUUUACUUCAUCAGAAAAAAAUGAUAUCAUAGAAGAAACAACAAGAAAAGAGAAUAUGCGAGUAUUAUCAGCAAAUGCUUUGCAUCUUCAUGAAGAAUCAGUUGAAUGCAUAACCAAAUCUUUCCCUAAUUUAAGACAACUUGAACUUAGCUAUUGUUUUAACGGUGUUACUGAUAAAACAAUACAGAUGAUAUUCAAGGAGCUUGUACAUUUACAAACAUUAAAAAUAAGCCAUUGUGAUGAGGUCAGUGACGCUGGCUUAACGGGUAUGGGUACUGGUAACCAUGAAUAUGUCGAAAAAAUACAAGUUGUACAUAAACCAGAAUUUACAGAAUCUAGACUUAGAAUCAGUUUGCGUUCAAAAGCUGAAGAAGAAAUAGUACGCGAUGCUGAUCGAAAACGAGAAAUUAUGCAUCUUUGUGAAAAUGUAUUUCAACCGUUAAAUCCAUUUUCUGGCUUCUCUUUAAUCAGGCUCAAAUGCCUCCAAGAACUUGAUCUUUCUGGUUGUAAUAGAAUUACUGAUGUCAGUUUAAAACACGCAUUCGCUUUUCCAGAAUUAAAAAUCUUAAAUUUAAGUCAAUGCCAACAGAUUACACAUAUUGGAUUGGAUUAUUUAUCGAAAAAUAAUCCAGCCAUCGAAUAUUUAAAUUUAAAUCGGUGUUAUAAUAUAUCGGAUAUUGGUAUAUCGUAUCUUGCACAAAGAUUGCAUAGAUUGAAACGACUUCUCAUCCAGGGAUGUUCGCAACUCACGGAUCACACUCUCGAUUCUAUUAAAUUGUAUUGCAAAAGUUUACAUUAUUUAGAUGCACGUUAUUGUCGGGGAAUGUCAGUGGCAGGUCUUCAGAGUUUAUCACAUUUAUUAUAUGUAGAUUGGCAUAAACACACAGAUGUUGUAUCUACAGAAAAUGAAAUAUUACCACCACCAGCUCCGCCUUUACCAUCAUUACCAUCUUUACCAUAGAGACGGCUUCAAUAUUUUCUUUCGCAUUUUAAGGAUAGGGUAAGGGAAAAUUGAAGUAUUAUUUUAAAAGCUGACUGUAAAUUAUGUGAUAGAUUUAAUUCAAUAGAAAAUUUUUUAUUCAA
This is a messenger RNA of Apis cerana (Asiatic honeybee), 2320 nucleotides long. RefSeq names its product F-box/LRR-repeat protein 2. Gene Ontology annotation, molecular function: protein binding. Lineage: Eukaryota; Metazoa; Arthropoda; Insecta; Hymenoptera; Apidae. The record is from RefSeq and is a predicted model, not a curated record. Gene Ontology annotation, biological process: SCF-dependent proteasomal ubiquitin-dependent protein catabolic process. Gene Ontology annotation, cellular component: SCF ubiquitin ligase complex.